AAGAAUAUAGAAACCAUCAAAACAUGGGCUUUUAUUGUCAUUCAUUAACUGAUAGUUUCAAACACGAUGUGAACUGAGGAUUUAUGAGAAUGAAUGGAGCAGAGCUGGAGAUCCUGCUUUAAUAAAAAUGUCAAAACAUUUAUCGAUGCCUUAGUCUCAGGAAUAUAAACAUGUUUUUCUACCUAGGACAAUAAAUUUACAAAAUGUGGCAAGUUUUUCCAACACAAUCAGCUGUAAAAGAACCUUGCCUGAAUAAAAGUAAUAAAACAAAAAUAAGCUAAGUUAUGAACGAUCUCAUUAAAGGAUAAAAAAACCAAAGUCUCUGACUAAGAAUUUGAUUCCAACCUUUAAUACUUGACAUUUUUGAUAGUGAACACCGGGGAUUUUUUUCUUUUGGUCCGUCCGUACAGUAUCGUAGUUUCCCACCUUUUUACCUGCACUUUAACUCACAUCUCAGCCUCUAAGGCAGACACACACCUCUGGGAGAUCUGAUUCUUUUCAUAACGCUGGUUAGAAGAUUAACUAGUGUCUCCGUUUACUCCCUCUAAAAUCCUGGUAGUUCAUGUUGUUUUGUUUUUUUUCGCUCUCCAGACGUUUUCUAGAAUGACGGCGGUCAAAUAGGAGGAGGGAUGAGUGACUUCGGACCAGCAGAGCUGAUCGCAGGCCUCUGUCACACAGACGGGGAGAAUCCUUUCCCUCUGUGGCAGAAUGGACUCGUCAGCCCCUGUUUUAACCAGCUCGUCCUCGGAGCGCUGCCUCAUGCUGGGAUCGCAGUUUUCAGCGCCUGCUACCUCGGCAUGGCAAGAUGCAGCCUCCUUCAGACGUCUCCUCCCUGCGGUUGGACGCUCAGGCUGGUGUCAGCUCUGCUGGCCGCGCUGCUCUUCACCGCAGACGUCGUCCUGGUGAGCGUCCUCCAGCAGGGGGACAUGUACCUGGAUCUUCUGUCGGACAGCUGUGCCGUCCUGGCCUGGCUGGUCCACUUCAGCGCCAUGACAGUGCUCCAGAAAACUGCUUUCAGGAGAACCAGAGGACCUCCACUGCUGUUUCUGCUGGUCCUUCUGUCAGUCCCCAACCUCGUCAUCACCUUGAUGAUUUACUGUGGAAGUGAAGGAUAUUUAAAUCUUACAGAGCCUCUUAAACUGGCUCGGUUUGUCCUCGCCUCGGCCCGGACGCUCCCUCUCCUGGUUUACCUCCUGGCAUUUGUGUUUCCCUGCAUCAGCGAUGCUGGAUACACCUUGUAUAUUAACGCCAUGGACGGAUCGCCGCUCAUCUCGGGGAGCACCCAGCCAGACACAGGUGAGAUGGUGGCCGAGGACUCGAGUGGCUGCGUCUCUCGACUCUUCUACCUGUGGCUGACUCCUCUCCUCAGACGAGGGCAGCGAGGGGAGCUGGACAGACCGGCUGACGUUUACCAUCUUCCCCGGAAACUUCGGACUAGUGUGGUUUGUCGAUACUUCCACCAGUGCUGGGAAGCCUGCCGACGGGGGGGAGCAGUCAGUGACGGGGGGGAUCAGUGGCCCAGGCCGGUCAGCAGGAACCUCCUGAACGGCACCUGGAGUUCACACUACCUGGAGGAACCACUGGAGCUGGAGGGGGACGUGGGACUGCUGAGGGUGCUGCACAAGGCCUUUGGGCUGCGGUAUUACACGCUGGGCGUGCUGAAGGUGGUGGUCAACAUGCUGAGCUUUGCAGGUCCCCUGCUCCUCAGCAGUCUGGUGAACUUCAUGGAGGAGGAGGGGGCGCCGGUGAGCACGGGAGCCUGGUGCGCACUGGGGCUUUUUGCCACCACCCUUCUCUCCUCCGUUCUCCGGAACAUCUUCGUCUUUGAGGUCUCCAAGGUGGCGCUGUCAGCACGCGCCGCUCUCGUGUCGGCCAUCUACAGCAAAGCCUUGCAGGUCAGCGGCAGCAGCCUGGCAGGGUGCACUCUGGGAGAGGUGGUGAACCUGAUGAGCACGGACACCGACCGCGUGGGAAACUUCUUCAACAGCUUCCACGAGCUGUGGAGCCUGCCCUUCCGAUUCUCCAUCACCCUCUACCUGCUGUACCUGCAGGUGGGCGUGGCCUUCCUCGGGGGGCUGGGCGUGGCCCUGCUGCUGGUGCCGUUCAAUAAGUUCCUCGCUUCCCGUAUCCUUAGCAACAACAAAGACAUGCUCAUGCACAAGGACAGCCGUGUUAAGCUCAUGACAGAAAUCCUCUUCGGCAUUCGCGUCAUCAAGUUCUACAACUGGGAGCCUCACUUUACCCAGAAGGUCGCCGAGUGCCGUAAACAAGAGCUGUCCCACCUCAAGGCCAUCAAAUACCUGGACGCCAUGUGCGUGUACACCUGGGCCGCGCUGCCCGUGGUCAUCUCCAUCCUCACCUUCGUGACGUACGUGAUGCUGGGACACCAGCUGACUGCAGCCAAGGUGUUCACCACGCUGGCUCUGGUGGGAAUGUUGAUCACCCCGCUCAACGCUUUCCCCUGGGUCCUCAACGGCAUCCUGGAGGCCAAAGUGUCUCUGGAGCGGAUCCAGCGCUUCUUCAAACUGACCAACCAGGACCUGCAGGCGUACUACGCCCUGGUGUCUCCUGAAGACAGUCAGACGUCGGUCCUGUUGAACCAGGGGACGUUUUCCUGGCAGAGGCCCGUCGACCACAGCAAAGAGGGAGAAACUGAAACUGGAGCUGCUAAAGGAAGUCUGAUGCUGCACAGCCUCAAUCUGCACAUAACUAAGGGCUCUCUGGUCGUUGUGGUUGGGAAGGCCGGCUGUGGAAAGAGUUCCUUACUGGCUGCUCUCACAGGAGAACUCAACAGGCGGAGCGGAGUGGUUUAUGUUGCGGACAGAGAGGCCGGCUUCGGCCUGGCCUCUCAGGAGCCGUGGAUCCAGCAUGCAUCAGUGCGGGCGAACAUCCUGUUUGGCAAAGACUACGACCCCACCUUCUACCAGGCCGUGAUCGAGGCCUGCGCUCUCUCAGAUGACCUCAACGUUUUGCCAAACGGCGACAAGACAGAAGUGGGAGAGAACGGAGUGACUCUGAGCGGAGGACAGAAAGCUCGGCUCGCCCUCGCCAGAGCUGUUUACAUGGACAAAGACAUCUACCUCCUCGACGAUCCGCUGGCAGCCGUCGAUACGGACGUGGCUGCACACCUCAUGCAGAAAUGCAUCAUGGAACUCCUCAGGGGAAAGACCAGAAUCCUUUGCACGCACCGUAUCGAGUUCGUGGACAAAGCUGACAUGAUGGUGCUCAUGGAGAACGGCACAAUAAUCAAAACAGGGACACCAGCAGAAAUCCUUCCUUUGGUCGAGGCGGUGCCGAAGAAACGCAAGAAUGAGCACAACGCGAAGGAGAAAGAUGGCGUGGAGCAGGAUGAGGACGAGGCGGCUUCGCCCCCUGAUCUGUGUGUGGAUGAUGAUCCCGACCUGUUGGCGGCGGAGCAGAAGCAGGCGGGCGGGCUGGCGUGGAGAGUUUACCAGACCUACUGGGUCGCUGUGGGCGGCGUGCUGGCCUCCUCCAUCCUCGUGUCUCUGCUCCUCAUGCAAGUCUCCAAGAACGUUUCUGACUGGUGGCUUUCACACUGGAUCUCUGAGCUGAAGAACAACGGCUCCUCCGCGGAUAACGGCUCCUUCACAGGUGCAUUCGGCUCGUCUCACCUGCUGCUCUUCUCACCUGGAGGAUUAAUGUCUCCUCUCGUCUCCUCCUCUGUGCAAACGUCUCCGUCGAGCAACAUGAGCUCCGAUGUCAAGUUUUACCUGACGGUGUACGCCUCCAUCGCCGCGGCCAACACCGUCUUCACCGCCCUCCGAGCCUUCCUGUUUGCCUACGGCGCCAUCUGUGCCGCCACGGCCGUCCACAACAGACUCCUGGACCGGGUCCUUAAGGCGACCGUGACCUUCUUCGACACGACCCCUCUGGGUCGCGUGCUCAACCGGUUCUCCUCCGACCUGUACAGCGUAGACGACAGCCUGCCGUUCAUCCUGAACAUCCUGCUGGCCAACGUCUUCGGCCUGCUGGGAAUGCUGGUGGUGAUAAGCUACGGCCUCCCCUGGGUCCUGUUGCCCCUGCUGCCCCUGGCUCUGCUUUACCACCGCACGCAGCACUUCUACCGGCACACGUCCCGGGAGCUGAAGCGCCUGUGCAGCGUCACCCUGUCGCCCGUCUACUCGCACUUCUCCGAGACGCUGACCGGGCUGGGAACCAUCCGGGCCAGCGGCAGCUCUGCCAGGUUUGAGGAGGAGAGCGCGAAACGUCUGGAGCAGAACCAACGCUGCCUGUUCCUCAGCAACGCCGCCAUGCAGUGGCUGGACAUCCGCCUGCAGCUGAUUGGAGUUGCCAUGGUGACGGGCCUCGCGGUGAUCGCCGUCGUCCAGCACCAGUUUCACUCCGUGGAUCCAGGUCUGGUGGGUCUGUCCCUGUCCUACGCGCUGUCCAUCACCACCCUGCUGUCCGGCCUCAUAUUCAGCUUCACUCAGACGGAGAUGCAGCUGGUGAGCGUGGAGCGGACGGAGGAAUACUCCACCGGCCUGCCCGCCGAGCCGCAGCACCACAACCCACAGCUCCCCGCCUCGUGGCCCGAGCAGGGCUGGCUGGAGUUUCGCGGCGCGGUGUUGGCGUACAGGGACGGUCUUCCUAACGCCCUGGACGGGGUGAGCCUGGUGAUGCGACCCGGGGAGAAGGUGGGCAUCGUGGGACGCACGGGCUCCGGCAAGUCCACCCUGUUCCUGGCCCUGUUCCGGAUGGUGGAGCUGAACCAGGGUCAGAUCCUCCUGGACGGGCUGGAUAUCAGCACGGUGGGCCUGGGUCAGCUCAGGUCCCGGUUGGCCAUCAUCCCUCAGGACCCCUUCCUGUUCAGCGGGACCAUCAGGGAGAAUCUGGACCCGUGCAGCCGACACCCAGACCAGCAGCUGCUGGACGUCCUGGACCAGUGUCACCUCAGCGCUGUGGUCAACAGGAUGGGUGGUCUGGAUGCUGAGGUCGGAGAACGGGGGAAAUUCUUCUCCGUGGGACAGAGACAGCUGCUGUGUCUGGCCAGAGCUCUGCUGACCCGGGCCAAGGUCCUGUGUAUCGAUGAAGCCACGGCCAGCGUGGACCAGAAGACGGACAAGCUGCUGCAGCAGACCAUCAGAGAGACGUUUCAGGACAAGACCGUCCUCACUAUCGCACACAGGAUCAACACCAUCAUGGACUGCGACAGGGUGCUGGUGAUGCAAGGCGGGAAGGUGGCAGAGUUUGACACGCCGACCGCUCUCUGCCAAAGUGACCGCUCCGUCUUCCACCGGCUGGUCGGUGGGAGGGGACAGUGAGAGACGACCGAGAGACACUGAGGAGGGAGUUUUUCAGAAAUCUGAAGAUAUAUUUUUUUACUUGAUCCGGGAGAAGUUUGCUGAGAACUCGCUUCCUUUGUCAGCGCCGUCCUUCUUCCCGCACAUUUACAACUUUAGCAUCACAUCUUUAAACUGACAAUAUUUCCUUUUAUGGUCUAAUAUGUUUUUUUGACAUUUAGUUUCUUUAAAUUGAUUAUUUUUAAUGGUAAAACAGCAUCGUCGUCCCCAGAAUUAUGUUCUUGUUGAGCUGAGUGAAAAACUACAAUAUCAUAAUUGGAAAGUUGAACACUCACGACUUCAAUGCAAUCGUGUAUUUCAGCUUGAAAAGACUGAGCCGUCCUUAGAUCGUUAGCUACGACUUUUAUGAGCUUAAAUAAAUGAUUGUUUCAAAGUUUAGAGUGUGUGGCUUUCCAAGUGGUACAGGUUUGUUUUUCUACCUGCUUGUUACACUGCAUAUUUCUCUUGCUAAGAAUUGUUAUAAUUUAUUAGUACAAGCAGGUAACUUAUGUAAAACUCUCCGGCAGUCUGUUCUUUUUUUAACGUAUGGAUUGUUUAUUGUUUUAUUUGGGGCCAUUAUGUUCUGCUGUUUCAUAGGCUCCUUUAAUCUUUAUAUGGUUUCUUAAGGGGAACAGUAGUUGUGCUCAUCUUGGAAUAUUUUGGAAAUAAUUUAAGAUGCGAAAAGGAAGAAAUAUAAAAAUGUAUUCCCUCUGUUAGCUGAGGGGGAAAUUUUGCUGCCUGGCAUGUUACAUUUAAAUCUAAAUUAUACAGAUGUGUAACGCUCUCCACUGAAACCCAGACUGUAGAAAUAAGUUUUAUUUAAAAUCCUCAGCUUCUGUUUUACACUUUCUCUGGAUUUAUUACAGCUCUUAAUGCAAAAAAAUAUCAGCAUACAGGUAAAGGAGAGGCCAGACGACACUGCAGGUUUGAAACAACAUCAGUCCAACUCUAAUAUGAAUCUGUAUGUCAGUAAUCUGUAUUCUCAAUGUUGCUUCUUUAAAGUGGGAGUUAAUGAUGGGUCAGAUAGUCUCUCUAAACGUACUGUUAUAUAGUAUUUUUUAUUCUUUUUCAUGUUAAAUGAGGGUUUAAAUCAACAUCUAUCCUCAAUGAAGUGUUGUCGUUUUGCAUGUUGAAAUAAUCUUCAUCCAUCCACCUGGAGCAACAUGGAUUUAAGGGCACAGUUACCUGACCCUAGAUCUGUUCUAGCUACCUCAGCUCUGAGGCCAGCCACUGAACAUUGUUAUAAAUACAUGCAAUAGUCCUGGAGAUCAGGCUGAAUGUCAUAGAAAUAACAACAUAUAGUGUAAUUUGGUGUUCCUCAGGGAAGCUGCUUUGGUCCCCUGCUUUUUAGUUAAACAUGUAUUUAUUGGUCGAUAUCUUCAGUGAACAUAAUGUUGAUUUCUGUUGCCAUGGUGAUGACACACUACUCUACAUCUCUGUUGAUAAACAUGAUGCAAUGCAUGAAAUUACCCGGUCUAUUUCUGUGUAGGCAGUCAAUAAAUGUAUGAGUAAUUACUUUUUCUUUAACAGUAAAUUAUAACUGAAAGAAACGAUUUUGAAAAACUUUUGGUUCAUGUCAGAUGUAUCGCCAGCGUGCAGCCAUGUGCAGUCCUGCAAGACGCUGAAAAGCCUUUAAUUCACUGCUUAAUUCAAGGCCUUUGAUACUAAUAUGAAGCUCUUAAUUUUCUUUUUUUUAAUCACCCUGACUGUUUUAUUCUAUAUUGGGAUGUUUCAGGGACAUACAGUUUGCCAACUAGAGCUGCAACUAUGGAUUAUUUUUGAUUAAUUGUUCAGUCUAUAAAAGAAACAGCAGAAAAAGCCCAUCACAAUAUCCUCGAGCAGAAGGAGACGUCAUUAAAUGUCUUUUUUGUCUCAUCAACAGUCAAAACCAUAUAAAAUAUUCACUUUAAGACCAAGAAAAGCAGCAAAUUCUAACAUUUGAGAACCGAAAAGAUCAAAUUUUUGCGCAUUUUUGCCUGAAAAAUGACUCACAAUUAGUGUGUAAUUGAGAGUUCAUUGUCUUUUGAUUGACGAAUCAAUUUAUCAAUUAAUUGUUGCAGCUCUGAUGUAAACUUUGAAUUAAAUUAUUUAAAUUCAAGCAUUGAUUGAAAGGAUUGUAUGACUGGUGUUGCAAUGUCAGAUGAAUAUCUCAGAGCCACCAGACCUACUGUUUGUGCAAUGUGACGAUACUGUGUGAAAUAUUUACAUUGAAAUGUUUAAUAAUAA
Molecule: messenger RNA, 7526 nt
Organism: Seriola aureovittata
Lineage: Eukaryota; Metazoa; Chordata; Actinopteri; Carangiformes; Carangidae
Gene: abcc10
Product: ATP-binding cassette, sub-family C (CFTR/MRP), member 10
Exons: 21
Coding region: 630-5282 (1550 amino acids)
Biological process (GO): transmembrane transport
Cellular component (GO): membrane
Molecular function (GO): ABC-type transporter activity; ATP hydrolysis activity; ATP binding
Source: RefSeq, a predicted model, not a curated record